Messenger RNA from Anolis sagrei ordinatus, 1400 nucleotides. The record is from RefSeq and is a predicted model, not a curated record. NCBI's taxonomy places the organism in Eukaryota, Metazoa, Chordata, Lepidosauria, Squamata, Anolidae.
CCAGAUUCCCUAUAUAAAAAGGUGGAAAUAUUGGUUUGGAGGUGGCAUCGGAUCUCCCUAUGUGGACGGCACAGAGAAGACUGAACCGAUUUUGUAGAAUUUCAACAUGACUCUCUUUUGGGCCUUGCCUCCAUAUCAGUGAAUGAGUAACACGACAUUGCUGCUGCAGGCUACGAUAUUGACACCGAAGACAUCCGAAACAUCCGGGAAAUUCCUCCCAACGUGAUGUCAACAUAGCCUUGCUUGAGGAUUAUCUUCUUUAUGGUCUUCUUUCGGAUGGGUCAGGCCAGCGCUGAAUAGCAUCUCUUUUCUUCUUUAUUGCCUCCUUUACUGUCGCCAAGAUGUCCACCGCCAAAGUGCCUAUUUACCUGAAACGGGGAAGCCGCCGGGGAAAGAAGGAGAAACUCCGCGACAUCCUCUCUUCGGACAUGAUCAGCCCGCCGCUGGGGGACUUCCGGCACACGAUCCACAUCGGGAGCGGUGGGGAGAACGACAUGUUUGGGGACAUUUCCUUCCUCCAAGGGAAGUUCCACCUCCUGCCGCGGUCUGAGAGCAAUCUGAGCGAAGACGGAGGCGGACAUUACGUGGUGCCCUUUGAGUUCUCCCGCACCGCCACCAUCUCCGGUUACGACCCGCAGUCGUUGGAGAUCCCCUCACCACUCCUGAAGAAUGCCAUCUCUCUCCCGGUCAUCGGUGGGCUGCAAGCCUUGACCUUGCCUUCUGCUCAAGCUCCGCCGAAACCUCCCCGCCUCCAUCUCGAUGACAAGACUCCAGUGGCCCCACAAAUACUGGACCCUGAGCCGAACCCAACCAACGGCACUCGGACUCCGGAGCCGCCGGCUGUGGCUAACGGCAAGUGCAUGGCUCCUUUGAACGGCUUCACCGAAGAAGGGGACAAAGAUGAGGCUGUCAUCCUGUCUCACGCUGGGUCACUCCUCUCCCUCCACGUGGAUUUGGGGCCCUCGAUUCUGGACGACGUCCUCCAGGUGAUGGACAAACAUCAAACCGAGGAGGCGGCCGCUCCGUUACGGGAUUCCGACCGGCAACAACUUCUGACGUGAUGUGGCGGAUGCCCGGUGAAAGAAACUCGGGACUUUCCGGACAAAGUGUUUUGUACAUAACGGUGUGUGCUGCUGCGAGCAGGACUGGUGUGUGUGAACAUGUAUGAGGUCUUGGGUGCCGCUUCACUAACCGUGUACUUUCUCCCCACCGACACUUUCGUAGUUUUACAAACUACCUCUCCAUCCGACGUGCCAAGAAAAAAAAACCUUGAAAUUUGGAUAUGUCCUUAUCCAGUUGCAAGCCAUUAACAAUAUCUUCCCCAACGCUACUGUGUUUACCUGUAUUCGAAACGAAGCAAUAAAUUCAUGAACAUUAGUGGGGUGCCACUUACUUGCCAA